UCAAAUCACCUUUAUGGAACUUUUGAACUGUUGUUCCGCUCUUUUCGGAAUUUGUAUUUAAAUUGAAACCUGAGAUAAAACCUUAAAAAUGGUUGAAGCACAAAAGUACAGAAUCGAACAGGAAAUGACCAAAUUGAUCAAUGAAUUGGAUAGAACUUAUUUGAGAAAAAUGCAGGGUGACAUGCAUAGAUGUGCAGCUAAAUGUUGCGAUGACCCACAAACUUCAUUAGAAAGAGUUCACGGAUGCAUAGAUAACUGUACAACUUCAUUAAAUCAGGCUAACGAGUAUGUACAGGGUGAAAUCAAUCACUUCCAAAAUAGAUUACAGAGAUGUGUUAUGGACUGCAAUGAUGCAGCAAGAGAUAAACUAGGGGCUAAUCCUAGCCAAGAAACGGUUGACAAAUGCACUAUUAACUUUGAAAAGUGUGCAGUUCGAUGUGUAGAUAAGCACAUGGAUUUGUUGCCGAGUAUGAUGAAGACAAUGAAAUCAGUUUUGGCGAGUGGAAAACCACCGCCAGUUCAGAAUGUCUAGGUUACAAUGUCCACUGCCGUUGCAUGUUAUGUGUAAUGAAAUAUGGUGGGUUAAUUUUAGCCGCAUUUAAUUUGGACAGGACUAUACAGUGCAGUUUGUGUAAAUGAUAUAAGAUGUUUUAGUUUAUAGGUUGGA
Messenger RNA from Papilio machaon (common yellow swallowtail), 667 nucleotides. RefSeq names its product protein FAM136A. Gene Ontology annotation, cellular component: cytoplasm. The record is from RefSeq and is a predicted model, not a curated record. Bases 89 to 532 code for a protein of 147 amino acids. NCBI's taxonomy places the organism in Eukaryota, Metazoa, Arthropoda, Insecta, Lepidoptera, Papilionidae. The transcript is spliced from 4 exons.